GACUUGACUCCUGCAAUCUGAUGACGGCAGUGGCAACAGCAACAUUGGCGACGACGACGGCGGCAGCAGGGACAUCGGCCACAGCUGAGUGCAAGACAACAACGGUGGCUGCGAGCAGCAGCGGCAACAACAGCGCUGGUAAUCACAACAACAUCGGCAAUAUCAGCAGCAGCAGCAGCGGCGCCAUCACCAACAACAACAGCAGCAACGGCGGCAACAUCAACAUCGCCAUCGGCGACUCAGUGAACGGACACAACCAUCAUCAUCACCACCAUCACCAUAGGCAUCAUCAUUUGCUGGACACGCCGGCCAGCAGUGCUGCGGGAUUAGCAACAGCAGCAGGAGGAGGAGGGACAGCAGCAUCAAUCCCAGUGGCAGUCACACCGGUUGGCAAUACACCAGCAACAGCAUCGUCAUCAGUAUCAGCUGCAGUUGCAGUUGCAGCUGCAGCUUCAGCAGCACCAAGCAGCGUGGCCAGCUACGAGCGAUCGGAGCGAAGACCCCCAUUGCUGGGAGCACCACCGGCGCUGUCCACGGUUAGCAACAACAACGGCCGAUCGGGCGCAGCGAUCGCUUAUCACUCGCUGAUGCCGAACUAUUAUCCCAGCACGCGGCAGCUGCACAUGCAUGGCCAUGCCCGGGGUCACGCGCACCCACCACAGCACGGUCAACCCCAUCCCCACCAGCAACCCCAGCCACACUCGCAUCCCCACGCGUACCAACUGCAGUCGCUAAGCCACUACCAUCAGCAACUUUAACAACGUGUCGCUAGCACUGCCCACGGGCACGGGCUACCAGCGGCUGAUGCGCCUGCUGCUCCUGCUGCAGCGUCGUCGCUUUGGCGGCCGCAAGAACAAGACGGCGGCGGCGGACCGAGUGGGAGAGGAGGUGGAGGCGCAACUGCAGCAGCCAGCGGUGGCUGUGCCUGUCGGCGAUGAGGCUGGGAACCGGGGAACCAUCGCCACUUGGCUCUGGCUGUGGCUGUGGCUGCUAGUGUUGCUGGUUCUGCUGUUGGUCCUGGGCCUGCCGCUGCUGCUGAUGAUGCUCCUCUGAUCCGCGUCCACAUCCGGAGCCAUUCCCCUCCCGAGAACCACCGCACUUAGUUCAUGUUAAACAUAGUUCUUAUUUGUAUCUUCAGUUUUCGUUAGCCAUUUUUUUUUUUCGUAUUUAAUCAAGCUACACUUAGAUACACGAUGGAGCCACUUUUCAGGCGUGGUGUGUGUGCGUGUGAGCAUUUUAGACUGAGAUAUCUGCCAACAACAACAAAUACCGAUGCCCACACACAGGCACACACCCACGCUCAAGAACAACAACAACACCCACAAGCAUGGAAGUUGGGAAAGCUCUGUUUGAUUUUUCAAAAAUGUGUUCAGUUAAACUAACGUAUUUAUAGACGAUCUAUCAAAUAGUUAUCUACACCGACAGCUAUAUGAAAAAGAAGUCGGACUUAUACAUAUAUGCUUACGAUCCCUAGACCUAACUUUAAAUAAUUUUCACUAACAUCAGCUUCGCAAAACGUAAGAAUACCCAUCUUCUUCUAUAUAUAUAUUUUGUAAUCUUAAGUAAGAGAAAGAACGGUUUAUAUACCCUAUACAUAUUAAUACCUGUGGUUAAGCAAUUUUUUAGGAUUUUCAAAUUUAUUUGACCAACAACAUCCAAUACCCAACACGAAACCCCAUCGAUGCACUAGAAAUUCUUCGCUGAGCAGUUUAUUUUGAAUGUUCAACUAGCAAACGAUCUCAACUAAAGUAUUCUCACAUUUCCAGUUGUGUAGAAUUACUACGUUUGAAAAAUGUGGGAAAGCGCCCACAAACAGCUGAAUCUGAUGGAUGUGUAUCUAGGUCUAUACAGCUAAACUAUAGAUAGCAAAUAUUCGAAAAAAACUGCCAGGAUUUCUUUUGCUUCGACCCACAUAUAUGUGUCCGUCUUUUCCGACCUUAUAACGACCGAGCAAAGACAGAUCGAAACGAUUUCUAGAAAACGCAAACCAUUAUGCUCACACACUUGCACACACACACACACACACUUUUUAUGAUAUACAACUAUUAAAAGAAAAUGGUUUUUGUUGGUUAAUCAACCGAGUUUAGCUGAAUCAUCAGAAGAGGAGUUUCUAUUUUUACAUUUAAAA
Messenger RNA from Drosophila mauritiana, 2128 nucleotides. Its product is annotated as homeobox protein caupolican-like. The record is from RefSeq and is a predicted model, not a curated record. Bases 21 to 758 code for a protein of 245 amino acids. The transcript has a single exon. NCBI's taxonomy places the organism in Eukaryota, Metazoa, Arthropoda, Insecta, Diptera, Drosophilidae.